AUGUCGUCUUUGCCAGGAACGGUACCACGGAUGAUGCGACCCGCGCCCGGACAGAACUACCCCCGCACCGGCUUCCCGCUGGAAGUUUCGACUCCUUUAGGCCAAGGCCGGGUGAACCAGCUCGGCGGAGUGUUUAUCAAUGGAAGGCCCUUGCCAAACCACAUCCGUCAUAAGAUCGUGGAGAUGGCCCACCAUGGCAUCCGACCCUGUGUCAUCUCCAGGCAGCUGCGAGUCUCCCACGGCUGCGUCUCCAAAAUCCUCUGCCGGUACCAGGAAACUGGCUCCAUCCGGCCUGGAGCCAUCGGAGGGAGUAAACCCAGGCAGGUAGCAACGCCUGACGUGGAGAAACGAAUCGAGGAGUACAAAAGAGAAAAUCCCGGCAUGUUUAGCUGGGAGAUCCGCGAUAAGCUGUUGAAGGACGGUGUGUGUGACAGAAGCACAGUACCUUCAGGUGAGGCCUCAUCUGUGAGUUCAAUAAGCCGAGUUCUCCGAGCUCGAUUCGGGAAGAAAGAUGAGGAGGACGACUGCGAUAAAAAAGACGAAGAUGGAGAAAAGAAAACAAAACACAGCAUCGACGGCAUCCUCGGUGACAAAGGCAGUCGGAUGGAUGACGGUUCAGACGUGGAGUCGGAGCCCGACCUUCCCCUGAAGAGGAAGCAGAGGAGGAGUCGCACAACCUUCACCGCAGAGCAGCUGGAGGAGCUGGAGAAAGCUUUCGAGAGAACCCACUACCCUGACAUCUACACAAGGGAGGAGCUGGCCCAGAGGACCAAACUCACUGAGGCCCGUGUCCAGGUCUGGUUCAGCAAUCGAAGGGCGAGGUGGCGCAAACAAGCGGGAGCAAACCAGCUAGCAGCGUUCAAUCACUUGUUACCAGGCGGAUUUCCUCCCACAGGGAUGCCCACGCUACCGACGUAUCAGCUCCCCGAGUCCAGCUACCCCACAACCACACUAUCACAAGACGGGAGUGGCACGGUCCACCGUCCCCAGCCCUUGCCGCCGUCCACCAUGCACCAGGGCGGUCUGCCCAGCGCAGACAGCAGUUCGGCUUACGGCCUCUCCUCCAGCAGACACGGCUUCUCCAGCUACCCCGACACCUUCAUGAGCUCAGCGGCUCCGAGCAACCACGUCAACCCGGUCAGCAAUGGCCUCUCUCCACAGGUGAUGAGCAUCCUGAGUAACCCCAGUGGCGUUCCCUCGCAGCCGCAGCACGACUUUUCCAUCUCGCCACUCCACGCCAGUCUGGACUCCUCCUCGUCCAGCGCCAUCUCAGCCAGCUGCAGCCAGCGCUCGGCCGAGGCCUCCAUCAAGACAGUGGACAGCCUGCCCUCCUCUCAGUCCUACUGCCCCCCGACCUACAGCACCACCAGCUACAGUGUGGAUCCGGGAGCCGCCACCGCUGGAUACCAGUACAGCCAGUACAGCCAAACUCCCUACUGUCCUUUGUGUGUUUCAGCUGCUGUGGAUUACCUGGCCAAGAAUGUCAGCCUGACCACCCAGCGCAGGAUGAAGCUAGGGGACCAUUCGGCCGUGCUAGGACUCCUACAGGUGGAGACGGGGCAAGCCUACUAG
This is a messenger RNA of Lampris incognitus (smalleye Pacific opah), 1572 nucleotides long. RefSeq names its product paired box protein Pax-7. The transcript has 9 exons. The record is from RefSeq and is a predicted model, not a curated record. Gene Ontology annotation, molecular function: RNA polymerase II cis-regulatory region sequence-specific DNA binding; DNA-binding transcription factor activity, RNA polymerase II-specific. Lineage: Eukaryota; Metazoa; Chordata; Actinopteri; Lampriformes; Lampridae. Bases 1 to 1572 code for a protein of 523 amino acids. Gene Ontology annotation, biological process: anatomical structure development; regulation of transcription by RNA polymerase II.